Messenger RNA from Eruca vesicaria subsp. sativa (arugula), 2260 nucleotides. NCBI's taxonomy places the organism in Eukaryota, Viridiplantae, Streptophyta, Magnoliopsida, Brassicales, Brassicaceae. The record is from the annotation of a GenBank genome assembly.
UUAUUGCAAUACCUACAAUAACAACACAACCUCAUCAUGGGUGUGUUUUCCUCUUCCAUUUAGAUCUCAAAGUCUUUAAACUUUCAUUUCCCAAAAUAGGAAGCAGAGGUCGGCUCAUAAAAAAAAUCACCUUCACACCCCAAAGUUUUUUCUCCUCAAGAUCCAAAGCUGCUACAAAGAUCUCUCUCCCCAACUCUGAUUAAGUUCUGAGAGUGGAGCUUAGCAUGGCGACAAACAAAAAGACUAUAGUUUGGUUCAGAAGGGACUUAAGGAUUGAGGAUAACCCUGCAUUAGCAGCAGCUGCUCACGAAGGAUCUGUUUUCCCUGUUUUCAUUUGGUGUCCUGAAGAAGAAGGACAGUUUUAUCCAGGAAGAGCUUCAAGAUGGUGGAUGAAACAAUCACUUGCUCACUUGAGUCAAUCCCUGAAGGCUCUUGGAUCUGAGCUCACUUUAAUCAAAACCCAUAACACCGUUUCAGCUAUCUUGGACUGUGUUCGUGCAACUGGUGCUACUAAAGUCGUCUUUAAUCAUCUCUAUGAUCCUGUUUCGCUGGUUAGGGACCAUACUGUAAAGGAGAAGCUUGUGGAACGUGGGGUCUCUGUGCAAAGCUACAAUGGAGAUUUGUUGUAUGAGCCUUGGGAGAUAUACUGUGAAAAGGGCAAACCUUUUACGAGUUUUAAUUCUUACUGGAAGAAAUGCUUAGAUAUGUCUGUUGAAUCCGUUGUGCUUCCUCCUCCUUGGCGCUUGAUUCCUCUAUCUGCAGCUGAAACGGUUUGGGCAUGUUCAAUUGAAGAGCUAGGACUAGAAAACGAGGCAGAGAAGCCAAGCAAUGCUUUGUUAACUAGAGCUUGGUCUCCAGGGUGGAGCAAUGCUGAUAAGAUACUAACCGAGUUCAUCGAGAAGCAACUCAUAGACUACGCAAAGAACAGCAAGAAAGUUGUUGGCAACUCAACCUCACUGCUCUCUCCAUAUCUCCACUUCGGUGAAAUAAGUGUCAGACGCGUCUUCCAAUGCGCUAGGAUGAAACAAAUCAUAUGGGCAAGAGAUAAAAACAGUGAAGGAGAAGAGAGUGCAGUUCUUUUCCUCAGAGGGAUUGGUCUAAGAGACUAUUCUCGUUAUAUAUGUUUCAACUUCCCUUUUACUCACGAGCAGUCCUUGCUGAGUCAUCUACGUUUCUUCCCUUGGGAUGCUGAUGUUGACAAGUUCAAGGCCUGGAGACAAGGCAGGACUGGCUAUCCGUUGGUGGAUGCUGGAAUGAGAGAGCUUUGGGCUACUGGAUGGAUGCAUAACAGGAUAAGAGUGAUUGUUUCAAGCUUUGCUGUGAAGUUUCUUCUUCUUCCAUGGAAAUGGGGAAUGAAGUAUUUCUGGGAUACUCUUUUGGAUGCUGAUUUAGAGUGUGACAUCAUAGGAUGGCAGUAUAUCUCUGGGAGCUUACCUGAUGGCCAUGAGCUUGAUCGCUUGGACAAUCCUGCGAUACAAGGCGCAAAGUAUGACCCGGAAGGAGAGUACAUAAGGCAAUGGCUACCCGAGCUGGCGAGGUUACCAACUGAAUGGAUCCAUCAUCCAUGGGACGCUCCUCUAACAGUACUCAAAGCUUCCGGUGUAGAGCUCGGAACAAACUAUGCCAAACCCAUUGUAGACAUCGACACAGCUCGUGAACUGCUAACCAAAGCCAUAUCAAGAACUCGUGAGGCACGGAUCAUGAUAGGAGCAGAGCCUGAUGAGAUUGUAGCUGAUAGCUUCGAGGGCUUAGAGGGUGCUAAUACCGUUAAAGAACAUGGUCUUUGUCCGUCUUCUAAUGACCAGCAAGUACCAUCGGAUGUCCGUUACAAUGGGUCAAAGAGAGUGAAACUUGCGGAAGAAGAAGAAGAGAGGGAGAUGAAGAAACUUAGAGGAUACAAUGAAGUUAUUAGAGAAGAAGAAAGGGACUUGUUUUCUACUGCUGAAUCUUCUUCUUCUUCGACUGUUAGGAGUGUGUUCAUGGUUUCUCAGUCUUGCUCGAUGGUAUCAGAAGGUAAGAAUCUGGAAGGUAUUCAAGAUUCUUCUGAACAGAUUGCUACAAGUUUGGGGAAAAUGGUUAGAAAUGAUCAAACAUAAGCUCUAUAUUAUUCUCUGCUGUUGUUAUUACUAUAAAACCUAACAUGUAGAAGUAUGAAUGUGUGUGUCUCUUGACUCCUUGCUUCUUGUGAUGAUGCUCCUAAGAACAAGAUGGAAUAAGCUUAUAUUAUAUUGCUGAUGAAUGUAUGGAUAAAAUAAUAAAG